AUGGCUGAUACAGGGUUCAAAAGGGGCACUCAUGCCGUCAAUCAGUUUCAUACGUCUAUUUCCAAGUCUCACGAAUCUCCGAGUUUAAACGCUUUCGAAGGCAGUGGGCUCGCGGUGUUUUGCUCAUGGUAA
This is a messenger RNA of Plenodomus lingam JN3, 132 nucleotides long. Lineage: Eukaryota; Fungi; Ascomycota; Dothideomycetes; Pleosporales; Leptosphaeriaceae. The record is from RefSeq and is a predicted model, not a curated record.